Messenger RNA from Spirometra erinaceieuropaei, 12004 nucleotides. The record is from the annotation of a GenBank genome assembly. Lineage: Eukaryota; Metazoa; Platyhelminthes; Cestoda; Diphyllobothriidea; Diphyllobothriidae.
AUGACUUCCCGCAGCUUGAGUUGGCCAGAUAACCAUAAACAGGGUGCUCCAGAACGAAAUACAGAUAUUUACUUUCCCAAUGACUACCAGCCGCCAUGCAAAGACUUUGAUAGCCUUUUGGAAAGCGUCAGCAACCAGAUCAAGAGUGAGGCAGAAACUGAGUGGGGUCAGCAACGGGCAUCUGCCAACACGGGCAGUCAUUCUCCGCUGAGAGAAAAUUACAAAUUGGAAGAGCUUGGAGGAACCAACCCGCGCAUCCAUUUGCGACGGGGCUGUACGCUGGAUGACAGUGACAGUCUGGGGCCUGGACAAGUGCUUUCGGAUGUGGUCUUCGAUUUGCUACCAGCAGGUUCAUCUUCGGGUGCUCCGCCUACGGAUGAAAUUAAUCUCUCCGGCGAACAGGGUGAAGGUGAGUUGGCUUUCCCACCCGGGGCUGUAUCUCGCCAUCUUAAAAGGCACUUUAAAAAACUGGUUUUUGUUACAUCCCGUUCCAUAAUCAAUUGUGAGUUGAACAAUCCUGUUGUCCGUUUAAUACUCAAAAUGAAGUGGUCGAGGGAGUAAAAGGUAGAUUGUGGGGGAGAGACAGCGUCCACCAGGAAGGCAUCCAGUAUUAGUUAUGUAAACCGUGCGCAACUCUGAAUGUUAAUGACAUAGUUUAUGCAGACAUCUUAGAGACAUUACGUUAUGUCUUAAAUUUUGUUACGAAUUAUGAUUGGCAAAUUUAGUUUGGGAAAUUCGACUUAGCUUAACAUCUUGCAGCAUAUGCCAUUUUCUGGGAGAGGGGAGACAGUUAAUGGUGUCUCAAAGGGGAGGAACUGAGACGCAUAAAAGUUUCGGGGAGUCGAAAGCUUAUUAAUGAUUACUUGAACGUGGCCCCAGAAUGAAACCUAUUUAAAAAUAAGACUAGCAAUGGGCCCGUGAAGGACAGGCUUCGAUUCAAGGGACGAUGAACCGGUAAUGAAAGUGCAAAAACGAAUUCCAAAAACCCCUUUUUCCAAAAUGAAAAUGACCAUGUUCAAGUUUAAAGUAUCAAGCUGAUUUGCCUGAAAGCACUAGGGUUUCGCAUGUACUAGCAAUUACCCGUAUAUGCGUAAAUUAAAGACAUGAGCUCGGAAGUGGGCUUUGUAGUUACUUGUUAUUGGGAAAUAGUUAGCUUUUGAAAACAAGAAAGUCGUACACUGAGUGUUUGCAAGCGUAGAAAGCUGAAAAGGCACCAAUGGUGACCUUCGCUCUUGAGCCGAAAAUUUCUGGAAAUAAUGUUCUUCCUCAGACCAUUGCAAUUUCGCGUGACUACGAGAAUGCGACAUGAUGGCUGGCGAAAGGGCAACCGGGCCAAGGGAGGGAGCAUGAGGGAUCGGAGUGAGAUCGAGCAGCACCCCAGUGAACAGAAUUCUCGCCAGAAAAGCGAUGUUCAAAAGUAGUUUCCGGAAUGACAUACAGAGACUUUUCGUUGUGUCAGGGAACACCUCGAUGCAAUUCCUAUGAUGUUUAUGAACGUAAUACACUGUGAAUAUUAUUAUAUUGUGGACUAUUGCCGGUAUUGUCAACUGUUCUGAAAAGAAUUGCUUGUUAAGCUUACUAGCUCUCUUUUUCGAGAGAAAGCUCCGGUUUUAUCAAAAAUACGGCAACUUUCCACGAGCGCGAUGCGUUAUUGAUACGUACCAGGCCCUUUGAUCUAAGUGCCAAUGACAGGGGUUCAAAGUGUGUUGAAUAGCAGAAGAAACUGAGUGGCCGCCAACUGCAAUCUGUCCGACUGUCAUACUACAAGAGUGCACGCUGUCCUUUAUGAAGAUGAGAGGCUUUGUCGGAGCCCGGUAAAAGUAAACAACCUUCGCUACGUGUAUUUAGACGUCUCUGGUACGGCUUUGACCACGUCUGAUCCAUCCUGUGCUAGGAUGAUGAGAGAGCCAAUAUCGCGCUGUUAAUACUGGGCUCUAAGGAAGGUGCAUAUUACCAUCAAGGCUAGAGACGGCAGCUGUUGUGCCGGUUCUUCGAAGAGCGAUGAAAAUCUAAAAAAAUUCAAUUUUCAGUCCCGAAAACAUGCAUGGACCCUACGAAGGAGGGGGGCUUAUUGAAACUAUAAGUCUCAUCGGAAGUGAGGUCGAAUGCAGACCGUUUUCUUAAGUUAUGUCUUUUGGAACGUUAAUAUCACUGGGUACUAAAGGCGUCUGCUCAAGAACAUCUAUUUGUUAAGUUCAAUCAGGUAGGGGUUGUAGUUUGUGCUUGGAAGAUAAUACGCUAAAAAAUGAAGUAAAAAAGUUGUUUGAAAUAGCAAGAGUUGGCGGUCGCUGGGUCGCUCCGCUGCUGGAAUAGAAAUAGGUGUAGGCAUGCUGGGUUUGGUGAGAGCAACUUAUACGUGUUCCCCGCCAGGACAUAGAAAUGGGGACGCCCCCCCCCCCGUAAUACAAGCGGCCUUGCACUAAAUUCCAGGAAGGGUACCUAUUUCCAGGUACCUAUUUUCCAGGUCCCUAACAAACAAAUUAGUUCUAUGGCUAUCCUUAACCCCUCCCCUAAACCCAACACGGAUUUCCUUGAAGUCUGUAGUGCUAUCUUUAUUGCGGGCAGCUACUUACCUGCGCACAUAAGCGUUCCUUACCUUGGACCUCACCAAAUGGGAAAAUUAGGGCAAACAAGAACAAGUGUCGAAGUGGUAGGGAGUAUUUAUACCGGUACCAGUAUUAUUAAGGCUCUGCAACAUGUGUCUGCUGCUAUCUUAUCCAGAAUAAGCCAUUUCUGGUGAGUGCCUUGUUUGGUUUAGGGCGUUGAUAUAUUUUGAACUUCAUUUUCUCACGAAAUAUACUAAUGCAACGCGGUGAGAUGUCUGCGCACUGAGUAAGUUGCAGCACUAAGUAGGCUCGUCCCGUCUAGCCCGUAACCCCAGUCUAGAGCUCCGCAGACAGUUGCAUAACUACCAAUAAAAAUGUAGAGGGAAUACUGACUAAAAUAGAGAGGUUGACAUGGUCGUUUCUGAUCUACCGGUCAUCACCAGUCACUCAUGCCCCGACGCCAGGUUUGGAUAGCCCGAGGUGGCAGACUCGCACUGUUUCGUCUUUUAAAAUGAAUUCCAAUGAUCUGUCGUUAGGCCGUGGUUCAAUUGCCUCUUCGUUUCGACUGAGAAGAACGCAUAACGUGGAUGGGGGAGGGAGGAGGGAGGGAGAGCGUUCACCGAUUUGGGUGCAUUACGGUAAAUGGUCGUUCUGUUUUGCCUUGAGGUGGAGUAUGACUGACUAACGGCGGCUGAUAAAACAGAACCGACCACCAUAGCCUCCGUCGUCUUCAUCGGCAUUUCCUCCAAAUACUGACGUGUUCUGCUCAUCGGAAGUGCUAGCUUCCUCUGACCCGACGGACAGUAUUAGGUCUCAACAAAGUCCGCAUUGUAAACGAUUUGAAGUAUUUUUAGAUGUCUGUGGUUACCAGAAGUUGGGGUUUUGGCGCACGUAAGCUGUCGAGUUCACGUUAACGUCGACCGAAGACAGCCACCAUAGGAACUUAUCCCUAAUGUCACUCGGGGUUCAAGUUAACCUCUUCAGGAAAGCAACUGCGUAGCACAUAGAGCCUUCGACUAGACAGAAAAUGAACUCAUCGGGACUAGGUUACUGGCAAAAGUGAAUGUUCUUAUACGAUGGGGGUUGGCGCAUAUGCAUUGCCCGUAAUAACGUUAAAGCCGCCAGUUUUCGAUUAACUGACAUCCGUCCGCGCCAUGGCGUUCGACGUGAAGUCUUGGUAUAUCUUCUGGUCAAAUUUGGAGCAUGGCAAUAAUUCCCUGCAGGAUGUGGGUCCGAGGGGAAACGUGAUGUUUCCCGUUCCUUCAUUUAGUAUGAUCCUUUAUUUUGUGAUGGCUAAUUUUUACCGAAAGAUAGGCAAAGAAAGUGGUUUACGAUCCUGAGAGCGCGAAGUGCCUGGUUUCAAAUUGCAACCAGAUUAGUGAAGGCCAGCUAGAUAAAAUCGUGUCUAGAUUAAAUAGACACGCGAGUGCUAUUGUGUGUGCAGGCAAUGGCAAGGCCGGCGUUAGAUUUUGUCGGCAAGGCCUUAAGUAUUAGGCUGUACAGUAUCUUAUCUGCUAGGUUUUUUGAGAUAUUACUGUAUGGUAUAAUAUCUUUGCUAGGAACGACCUCCAGCAUUUGGAGUUGAAUCAUUUUCUUACCCAUUAUGGGCCACCAAAGUUGGAGUACUAUGCAGCAGGUUUAUUACUUUCCUUCAAGUCGCCAGCCUGUUCCGGUUGAUUUCCAGCAAUCGAGGUACUAUUAUUAUUAUUAGUAGUAGUAGUAGUAGUAAUAGUAGUAGUAGUAUUACUUGUAGUAGUAGUAGUAGUAGUAGUAGUAGUAGUAGUAGUGGUAGUAGUGGUAGUAGUAGUAGUAGUAGUAGUAGUAGUAGUAGUGGUAGUAGUGGUAGUAGUAGUAGUAGUAGUAGUAGUAGUAGUGGUAGUAGUAGUAGUAGUAGUAGUAGUAGUAGUAGUAGUAGUAGUAGUAGUAGUAGUAGUACGCAUGUAUUAGACGGACAUAUCAAAAAUUCUCGCCCAUAUGGAGCCUCGCAAAAGGCAAAUUCAGAAUACACUCGCGAACCAUCCGAAUUUUCCCACAAAACUUGACAUCCUAACGAGGCGGCAUCCGAAAGCGAUUUCCUUUGUUCCUGUCUGUUGUUGCAGGCUAGUUGAUGUUGUUUUCGCGCGUAACACAUUCUCGUGCCUGGGUAAUUUUCAGGCAUGCUUCGCCGUUUGUGUUGGUCUGUCCCCCUACUGGCCAGUUCGCUGGAGAUUUCACGGCGGCGAAGAGGAUGGCGGUCUUAAUUUGUACUCCCCCCCCCCCCAUCCACCACCCUCUGUCCGAUCGCCCACCAUGAUCAGAUGAUCCUGUUCCAGGUAAAAGGUCGUGAAGGGACGUCCCAGUUUUUGGAGACCUGUUUCAUGCCUUGAAGAGAGGGAGUUCCGAUAGGCAGUUAGGGAGUGUUGUUUCCAUAAGAUGCGAUAAAAAGGUCAGUGGCUAGCCAGGGAAAAUAUGUAAAAACACAUUGAUGGGGUAAGGCCACGAGCAGUUACUAGUUGACGGUCACAUUACUGACUGUUGACAUAAUAUGCGGACGUUUGAUAGCGAAAUUCUGAUGACCGACAGCUCCCUUUGUCGCAGAAAUGGACUCAUUUAGGAAUGUUGGAAAAAUGGGCAAUUUUUUCCUGCCGUAAUAAGUAGCCUUGACAGUGUUUGCCGGAGCAUUCCAGCUGCUCGCCGUUAAGAUGUGACAGUUGUCUGUUGGGUGAGAUCCUAUCCGAAAUACUUCAAGUGGGUGGAAAGCAAUUUGGAAUAACAAAUUAUCUGAGAAUUUUCAGGCGGAUAUUGUUCGUGCCCCACUGGCGUGUGGAUUGUUGUUCUUGGUUAACUGACAUUCCUGCACAUAUGCCGGGGGUCCUGUGUUGAUCAUAGACGGUAGUGAUACUAGUGUAGAAGUGUAUGUGCAGGGCGGUUAGAGCAGUUCAGUAGAUUCCCAGCAGAUGCACUCUGGCAGCUGUGUCGACCACGCGCACGGCUGAUCUCAGUUUCGCCAGAGACUGGCAUACUCUGGUUCAGGAUAUGUGCCGAUGAAUACGAACCAACAGGACUUCAAAGGGUCAAAACACACGCAAAGCCUACCAUAACAGCUGGGGAAUUGGCAAGAGUGUGGUUUACUUACUCCGAGGAUCCUUUGUGCUGAACAAAAGAGGUGAAAAUCUAAGAACUUUGUUGUAUUACAAAUUGUAACCAGUUAAAAGGGGGCACUAUUUUUACCAUUUAAUGAGAAAAGUAAACGCAUUCAAUGCCCCUUCGCAGGCAUUGUUAAAGAGGUAUCACAUCGGUGUUUUUUUCACUCCGAUGACUACCAUAAAGCAUCUCGACUAUCCUCAUGCAGCAGCCACCUCGAGGUCUUUUUACCUCAUUCUUAGGCAUGUACAAAUAAAUAGUGACCGAUCUUAUGAAAUGUUGGCUGAACUUCUUAAAUGCGUUUCCGAUUAGGAAGGAUUACUUAAGCGCUUUUGUAAUACCAAUUAAAUUGCAGAAUAAUCCUAUAAUAUUUCGGACUUGGCAGGAUGUCAACUUUAGAAUGCACAUCUACUUGACCUCCGGCAGAAACUACACUCGGACAAAAUCGACUACUUAAGUAGCGUAUAUUUUUCCCGUUGACUCUCGAUGGCCUUGUUAAUCCAAAUAUAUUUUAUAUAAACCACGAACAAAAUAUGCUUUAUUUUGGUCGUUUGAUAGAGACUCACAUUAUCUUUAUAUUUCAUACUCGAAGAAGAAAUAUAAUUAGGUUUUAAAAAAGUUUCUAAGUAUGAGAUUUUUAAGACCGUGCAGUGUCCAUUCAUACAGCAUUGUACCUGUUCGUUUACUACUGCUCCACAUGAAAUGUACAACGUGGUCCACAUCCACUGCAGAAUUUUAUGAAUUCUAUAUGGUAUCUUUUUAAAGGCAUAGAAAAAUAUGUGAUUUUCUUUACGCGGAACGCAUACACCUUGUAGACUGAAAUCGUUAAGCGCAAAUGCAACAACUGAUCAGUCUCCAAAUUAUUCGGGAAUUAGAAAACUUUUUCAGACCUAAUUAUACUCCUUCUUUGAAUAUGAAAUAUGAAGAUAACGUGAUCCACUAUCAAACGACUAAGGAAAGGCCAAUUUUUGUGAUUUCUAUAAAAUAUAUUUGAAUUUGCUAGACCAGCGAAAAUCAAUUGGAAAAUGCAUACUAUUUAAGUAGCCAUUUUCACCGAGUACGGUUUUUACGGGAGAAUGAAAAGCCGUGCAUUCAAAAACUGACAUCCUGCCAAGUCCGAUUAUAUCGUAAGACAAUCACCGUUGCAACCGUACCAAAGUAAUCCUACCUAAUCGGAAACUCAUUUCAGUCAACAUUUCAUGAGAUCGGUCACUCACUGUAGCUCCUCGGAUUAAGUAAUUCGACCGUAAACCACACCCUUGCUGGGGCACAACUCUUUCCGUCAAUGUCGCUGAAAAAAUCUCCGGCUGAAUAUCUCUCAUCCUCCUGACCUCAUACAUCUAACUGGAAAUUUUUAAGAGCCACCUAGACCUGACGCCAAAACAAUGAUAUCAUUUUCUCUGUUCGACGACUGCAUGAUAAAUAUCGGAAAGUUCGGACCGGUAUCCACAUGACCUCCUUUGCAAAUCUCAGAUAGUUUUCGUUUUUUCUUCAAUAAAAGAAGGGAUGGCGGUUGAGAAGGCUGUUUUUUAGAAUCAGUGAAUCUGGUUUAAAUUUAGGAAAGAUAAAAGUGCGCACAGAGACGAUACCAAUUUUUUCUCUAAACUGUCACUCCCUUAUCAUGCCUUCCUAUAGAUUUAUUUCAAAAGUAAACCCUUUGCAUUCGCUUUUAGGAAUUUUCGCACUAACUGAAGUUUCCUCUUGACGGGAAGCUAGCCUGUGUUUUCAAAAUGUCUUCAUUUUGGAACUUCUUAUGAUGCCUGCGUGAGAACUCAAGUAGUCCAUAAUUCGCAAGUUUUGAACCCCAUGCACAAGUCUUGCAAUGUGUUUAACAGUCACUGGAAUAUUUUUCGGACACCAAGCGGUCUCUAUGUAGUCAAUUGAUGUGAUAAGUUGCCUGCCUGUAGGAAGCCCGCGUGGCGUAUGGCUUGGGAAACGCGUAGGAAUCCGGAGCCGAAAGACUGCUGUUUUUCGACCACAAACUUUAAAAUAAAAAAACAUUCCCACAAGAAGGGGAUAAGGAUGCAUGACCUGCUGGAGGCAUAAUUGGAGUUACGCAAACCGGCGGGAAGAGUUGCUGCAGAAGUGGUCACUUGAGUCGUCUUCAAUUAAGUUGGUAUUCUUUAUGCACCGUCGUUCCAAUCUUGCAAUCCAAUCGUUGAAGCCCCUCCACCAGAACAAAAUAUACUAUGUCCGAACGCCACCAACAAGGCAACAGAUUGUGCUUUAUUUUCAGAGCGCUUCAUUUAGAGCCCAGUGACUAAAGCACUUAGAUUUGAGGACAAGGCUGACUGCUCUGGCUUUGUUUGGUGGACAGGGCUGACCAGCAAGUCGAAAAUGGUCACCCCGCACUCCUGUAUCUAUAUCAGCACUCCUUGCGCAUCGUUGUUUUCCACUUUUUCGACCACCUCUGAGGACACUCAUAUGGGGCUCUAAAACAGGCAAGCUGGUGAGCGCGUUCCGUUGUACAACCAAAAGCUGGCGUGGAAUCAUGACUCAUCCUUCCUCCGAAUCAGUGCGGAGACCACUUAAUCACAGUUCACCAUAAUCACAGUUUCACCAUAUCACAGUUCACCAAAUCUUUAAGCCCACGUUCCCCCAAUUCGGGCGCAUAACCUAUAUGCGCUGCUUCACUUCAUGCCGUCGUCAAAGUGCAUUAUGUCGGUAGUAUGUUCAUUUUUCCGGAGCGGUAGUAGUAGCAGUAUUAGUAGUAGUAGUAGUAGUAGUAGUAGUAGUAGUAGUAGUAGUAGUAGUAGUAGUAGUAGAAGUAACAGUAAUAGUAGUAGUAGUAGUAUUAGCAGAAACAGGUAUUGUCGACGUCGCUGCCAGUGCAAACGUCAGAGACGACAGCAAGAGCAGCCAAUGUGGAUAGGCAUAGCUACUGCAUUUUUGCACGCACCUUUGUACAUGCGUCGUGCUCGUCUGAUUCUGCCUGUGACAUGUGUAAUGUUUCCCCAAUGACCUCUGUAUUUAAAGAAUGCAGUUCCUUUGCCAGGGCGUAUCUAUCCGCAUUAGCAGCUCCCGAAUUCACUACAGCUUCGGCUGUACAUUCGAACCUUCUAGAUAAUAAAUCUUUUGUUCCAGUCAUCAUGUCUCCUUCGCAUUUUUGCUUGUCGUAAGAGUUGACGGUAUUAGUAGCCCGUCGGAGGUCUUCAUAAGAGACAAAUGACUAAGCGCGUGCGACGCUGAAAAAUGGGCUAAGUAGGCCUUUGCAUAAUUUUUCGGCGGACUACAGACCAGCAUAUUUUUUUCAAAAAGCAGAGGAGGGAGUUUGUCGUGUCCGGGAAGAGUAUCCUACUAGAUUCGAACGGUAUGCGCCUUCGAUCCUGCAGAGCUGCGCUUUUGCAAUGCAUUCCUUCUUUGCCUCCGACUCCCUCGAGUUGUCCUUUUCAUCUGCCCACACAGGCUUGUCGGGAAUGUAUGCAACAGCGGAGGGAUUUGCCGGCCCUCGGGAGCCAGAUGAAGGCGAGACGGAUAUGGAAGUGGCUUCCCUGGUGGACGCGGACAACCAAAAACAUGCCUCCUCUCUCUCCCUGGCAUCCUCCAAGCGAAAACCCAGAAUCCUCUUCUCCCAAGUGCAGGUCUACGAACUGGAGCGACGUUUCAACCAGCAGCGCUACCUAUCGGCGCCGGAGCGGGAGCAGCUGGCGCUUCUGCUGAAGAUGUCGUCCCAACAGGUGAGUGUCACUUGACUUGUCUGUCUGCUCUUUAUCUUGCGAAGAAGUGUUUGAGGGUGUUUGAUGAGAACCAGUGGCACUAUAGAACAGCAGUGAAUUUUAUGUGAAUUAGAUUAUAGCGAAGGGUGAUGUCCGCCGCAUCCACUUCGCUAUCUCUUCCCCUAACAAUCAGGUCCUACUGACCGUAUUUGGUCAAGACGUGUGGAGCUGAGCUUGGGAAAAACGGCUGCUUAGGCAUUUGCUCCGCUUCAAGAGCGACUGUGAGAGCUCUCCCACCGUCAGGAAUCACACUCCCCCCCUAUCUCGGAUAAAAUAGUCGGUGCAGUUAUCAUGAGGCUAAUGAGUGACUGAGCUCUUCGAGUGUAAUCCCCCCUAAUAAGAAUGUAAUUACUUGAACCGUCCGUAUGAUAAGCAGGGAACACAGUCGGUAUCUCAUUCGAACACUGUGAAAAGUGAUCUUCUGACUGCGGUUUCCCUAGUCAUCCACGUCUGUGGCACUGGCCUAAAAACUAACUGCUUCAGUAGGAUGGGGUUUUCGAAUAUGUCAAAUAACGGACAAGUAGAUCAUCUCAUGUUGCGUUUUGCAAGAAAGUGAGCUGUCUUUAAAAGUGCUUGUGUGGAUGAAGAAUAAUUAAUCAUUCGAAAACCAAACUAAGGAGGUGGAGGGGGAGAGUCUUUAGAUAGUGGUCGUUUGAGGAUACGUGCAGUUAUUGUGGAGACACGUUUGUCCUAAGCUUGCUCAUUGAACACCCUGUCAAGGAUGUUCCCAAACGGUAGCAUGAAGAUGCGUAUGGCAUUCUAUUGGAUAAAAUACUUCCCACGUAGCUCGAAAAUCUUGAGGAAUAUUAAAAAGACUAGUAUAGUCUCAAAAGUGUCUUAAGGUUUCUGAUAGAAGCGAACAGACGAAUUCCAGGAGGCAGUUCAGAAGAAGAAGAAGAAGAAGAAGAAGAAGAAGAAGAAGCGAUCACUGGAACAAGAAGUUUAUCGGCCCGACGUUUCGGAUUCUCACUGGAACCCACCGUUAGAGACGGUUGCAGACAAAGGUUCGAGUGAGAAUCCGAAACGUCAGGCCAAUAAACUUCUUAUUACAGUGAUCGCAUCUUCUUCUUCUGUGUCUUAAGGUGUUAAUCACAAAAUAUAAUAUGCCUUCGCACACGAAAUUGUAGUGAGUUCUUAUCCCUGAGAAAAAGAAGAAGAAGAAGUAUAUUGGAUGGCUGCAACACAAGCUCCUUCGUCUGACUCAUCAGAUUGACGCACGAGUCCCUCUGCAUUAGCCAGAACUGUUUUUUCGCCUUCGCCGCUCUGUGACGUGUCUGUGCUUGGACGAUUACGUUGCGAAAUUGCGUUUUGAUGUUUUCUCGAGUCCUCUAAAUUGAUAAGGGAAGGGGCGGUGGUGACUACUUCGUUAUGCGCCCUCCUAGUUGCACUAGCUGCAAACGAUUAUUCUUAUCAGAUGAAGCUAUUCCAUCUUCUCUACUGGCUAAUCAUGCACUCAGAAAUUAGAAACAAAGGGUUACCGAGCUUGCUUUGAAGAGGUCAGAAUAAAGCAUUUCUCGGAAGACUGUGAACCUUCGCUGCCUGUAUUAAGGCCCGUCAAAACCGUGUGGAAAGCGUUAAUUCUUCCUCCUUAGUGUCUGGGAUAUGUACAUCGAUGGGCUACGGUGACAUCGUCAGCUACAUACUACACGGGAGCUUGUGAAUCUAGUUGUGACAGGAGUGUUCACGAGGGCUCGAGUAACGAAGGUGCGGUUACGUUUGAUCAAAAGGAGAUUGAGGAGUGGGGGGACAGAAUUCGACUGAUAAAGUUGCUUGCUGACACCGCAACGCCUUGAAUAGGCUUGUAGUUGUUCUCUAAUCCUAUAUUUAUGCCUCCCCCUCCACUUCUUCUUCUUCUUCUUCUUCUUCUUCUUCUUCUGACUUCUUGUUUCAAUAGACGUCACUGACUUGGAAGCACUUUUUUCAGGAGAUAACUUACGUCGAAGGCAGACUUGCAGUUGCCGAAGGACGUAGAGAGUAAAUAAAAGGUUGUUUAUUCUUCGAAGAAUCCCUCUUUUACAGUUAACCGCAGCAUCUCGGUUUGACAGAUCUGAUCGCCGAGGACUAACGGAACAUGAGUUAUUCAAACCAUGGUUGCGGUAUAUGGAACUGUCAGGUCUUUGUAGAGGGUAUAAACUGUGCUCGCUGUCACCACUUUCAUACCCAUGGGCUUAUCUAACUAUGCGUGUGUAGUACAGCCUACACUGACCAAUUUCUCCCUCUAUCUGACCUAUUUUUGUUGUUGGUUAGAAUCCUGGUCAAGUGUUUGUUGUGGACCAGGAGGUGUGGUGGCAUGCCUUGGUAGGCGUCAGGCGGUGCCAGCCACCUGCGCCCUCUCUCGCCUUCGGUCUUCUUGACUCUGUCUUGACACCGAGCUCCGGCGGCGGCGGAGGAGGAGAGAGUGCUGCAGAUGCUGUGCAAGUCUACUACCACAAUAAACUAAUUCAUGCACAAGUCACCGUGCCUGCUCUCACCUUGCUGUGGAGCCCACGGUGGGCAGCGUCGGUUAAACUGUCGGACUAUGACCAAUUUCCUGUCACCAGCGAGGAACCCGGUGCAGCUGGAGGUCAAGUUCGCCGGCGAUGUCGACAAAGUUUGCAGGCUGACUGUACUGUUGUUUGA